Xenopus tropicalis (tropical clawed frog) is the source of this 680-nucleotide messenger RNA. It is a transcript of the gene rps14, whose product is annotated as ribosomal protein S14. Gene Ontology annotation, molecular function: structural constituent of ribosome. Gene Ontology annotation, cellular component: ribosome; cytoplasm. The record is from RefSeq and is marked provisional. Gene Ontology annotation, biological process: translation. Lineage: Eukaryota; Metazoa; Chordata; Amphibia; Anura; Pipidae.
GGCUCCACGAGAAGAGACAGCAGUAGGUACGGGCCUCCGAACUCAAUCCGGCCGAAUCCUCUCAAAAUCCGCCUCCGUACUGCUCGACACUCCUCUCCGGUGUAUAGCAGGGGUUCUACUGCCGGGACAGCGGAAUUUGGGUCCCGGGAUAUUUAGAUAGUAGUUAGGAGGAGAAGAAAUGGCUCCACGUAAGGGUAAGGAAAAGAAGGAAGAGCAGGUUAUCAGCUUGGGGCCACAAGUGGCUGAAGGUGAAAAUGUGUUUGGAGUUUGCCACAUCUUUGCCUCCUUCAAUGACACCUUUGUCCAUGUGACUGAUCUGUCUGGCAAAGAAACCAUCUGCCGUGUAACCGGUGGCAUGAAGGUGAAGGCCGACAGAGAUGAGUCCUCUCCAUAUGCUGCUAUGUUGGCUGCACAAGAUGUUGCCCAGAGGUGCAAGGAGUUGGGUAUCACAGCUCUUCAUAUUAAGCUGCGUGCUACUGGUGGAAACAGGACCAAAACACCAGGACCCGGUGCCCAGUCUGCUCUCAGAGCUCUGGCUCGUUCAGGCAUGAAAAUUGGUCGCAUUGAGGAUGUCACCCCCAUCCCUUCAGACAGUACCCGCAGAAAGGGUGGUCGCCGUGGUCGUCGUCUGUAGUUUUCCAUCUUUGCCUUUCGGUUGUUAAUAAAAUGUAUCAGACCAA